UAGUUCCGGUUUACGUUUUGUGUCUUUGUAUUAUUAUUAAAAGAGCUCCCGUUCACUGUCAAAAGCGUACCAGGUGAAGAUAAAUGACACUGUCUUCCUAGUUCUAAUCAUUUUGGUUUGAGAUAGCAAUGAGGCUGGAAGGGAAAAGGAGGCGAGCAGGAGAGGAGCGUUCUCGCUAAUGGGUCCCGCGCUCGACUUCCGGUAGCCCUAAGACACUUAUUUCGAAACAUGGGCAUCUGCAAGGAACGGCGUCUGUCGUUUCAAUUAGAGCUGUGCUAACUGAAGUGAGAUUCGUUUUCUAACUUCUCUCGGGGAGACUGAGAAAUUAAGCAAUAAUACUUCCCGAAACGAUCAGGAAGAAAAAUGUCAGUGACACUGCAUACAGAUGUAGGUGAUAUUAAAAUAGAAGUCUUCUGUGAAAGGACACCCAAAACAUGUGAGAAUUUCUUGGCUCUUUGUGCCAGUAAUUACUACAAUGGAUGUAUAUUUCAUAGAAAUAUCAAGGGUUUCAUGGUUCAAACAGGAGAUCCAACAGGUACCGGAAGAGGAGGUAACAGUAUCUGGGGCAAGAAAUUUGAAGAUGAAUAUAGUGAAUAUCUUAAGCACAAUGUUAGAGGUGUUGUAUCUAUGGCUAAUAAUGGCCCAAACACCAAUGGAUCUCAGUUCUUCAUCACCUAUGGCAAGCAGCCACAUUUGGAUAUGAAAUACACAGUAUUUGGAAAGGUAAUAGAUGGUCUAGAGACUCUAGAUGAAUUGGAGAAGUUACCAGUAAAUGAGAAGACAUACCGACCGCUUAAUGAUGUACACAUUAAGGACAUAACUAUUCAUGCCAAUCCAUUUGCACAGUAGCUAUAAUAGAUCUGGAAGAAUAUUUGGCAGACUAUUCAGAGGAACACACCUAUUGUGGUUUACCCAGUUUUAAAUUAUGUCAAGAGACUGCAUCAUCCUUCUGCUUGUUUACAAAUAAGAUUUUCUAUGAGUUGGUGGUAUCAAAGGGCCCUACACAGCUUUUAUUCCCGUUAUUAGAGCAUAUUCCUUACUAAAACUAGCAUCUAAUGUAUUUAAGUUUAAUUUUUUUUAAGCCCUUUUGUUUAAUUAUUACAUAUAAACAUUCAUUCUUAAAUGCUGAGCUUCGGGGCACCUGAGUGGCUCAGUUGAGCGUCCCACUUAUGCUUAGGUCAUGAUCUCGUGGUUGUGAGUCUGAGCCCCACAUCAGGUUUACUGCUGUCAGGUCGGAACCCACUUGGAACCUCUGUCCCUUUCUCUCUGCCCCUCCCCCACUCACACACUCUCUCAUAAAGAAACAUUUAAAAAUAAUUUAAAAAGACACUGAGCAAAAAACAAACAAAUUCUGAGCCUUAAAUUCAAGUAUUUUUGAGCACCCUAGUUACAUAUUCCUGCCAUAUCUAGUCCAUAUCCUGGAAGUAUCCUUGUCCAUUAAUUAUUCACUUUGCAUAGUUAGAAAGGACAAGAUACAGAGAUGGUCUAGAAAAACCAGCCAAUCCAUUUGCUAUUUUCUGGUCUUUAGAAUUACAGUAAAGGCACAGAGAAGUCCUAUAGUACAGCAAACAGUCAAUUUCCCAAUUUGCCCAUGGAACAUUUUUUUUAAGGCCUAUCAUUUACAGUACUGUAGGACAGAAUUCUACAGGUGAUCAUUUUGAAAAUGCGAUUAGUUGGUUAUAAGCACCAGUUGUGGAGUCCUGGACUGUUUGAAUCACAGCUCUGCCCCCUACUAGUAACUUUAGGCAGGUUAACAUCUCCAAGUUUUCUCAUCCCUAAAUAAUAUUCCCUCAUAAAACUAUUGCAAGGAUUAAAUGAGAUAAUGUGUAUAAAACUUCUGGCAUGCGGUAAGUGUUCUGUAGAGUAAAUGGAAGCUUCUCUCCUAACAUUUAUUUCAACCAUAGGGCUUUCACUGAAUCAGGCCUUAUCAUUUAUCAGGCUAUCCCAUUGGUUUCAUCAAGAACCAUAUUCCACACCUUGAUUAGGUUUUGGGUAUUCUAAAACUGAUGCCAGGUAUUUAUUGGUUUGUAUCAUUUCUGCAAAUAGUUGAUCUAAAUAAUAUUUUCUUUCUUUCUUUUUUUAAAUUUUUUUUGUAACGUUUUAUUUAUUUUUGAGACAGGGAGAGACAGCAUGAACAGGGGAGGGUCAGAGAGAGGGAGACAUAGAAUCUGAAACAGGCUCCAGGUUCUGAGCUGUCAGCACAGAGCCUGAUGCGGGGCUCGAACUCAAGGACCGCGAGAUCAUGACCUGAGCCAAAGUCGGCUGCUUAACCGACUGAACCACCCAGGCGCCCCCAUAUUUUCUUUCUUAACUACAGUUUAGAAGUUAGCUUGCAAUACCCUCUUAUUACCAUUUAUACCUUCUACUAAACUGAUGUGCCAAUUAUACUAAUAACCCUCACUUUUUAAAGUAA
Neofelis nebulosa (Clouded leopard) is the source of this 2413-nucleotide messenger RNA. It is a transcript of the gene PPIL3, whose product is annotated as peptidylprolyl isomerase like 3. The transcript has 7 exons. NCBI's taxonomy places the organism in Eukaryota, Metazoa, Chordata, Mammalia, Carnivora, Felidae. Gene Ontology annotation, cellular component: catalytic step 2 spliceosome. Gene Ontology annotation, molecular function: peptidyl-prolyl cis-trans isomerase activity. Bases 364 to 849 code for a protein of 161 amino acids. The record is from RefSeq and is a predicted model, not a curated record. Gene Ontology annotation, biological process: protein folding; protein peptidyl-prolyl isomerization.